Messenger RNA from Copidosoma floridanum, 2967 nucleotides. It is a transcript of the gene fzr, whose product is annotated as fizzy and cell division cycle 20 related. The record is from RefSeq and is a predicted model, not a curated record. NCBI's taxonomy places the organism in Eukaryota, Metazoa, Arthropoda, Insecta, Hymenoptera, Encyrtidae. Gene Ontology annotation, cellular component: anaphase-promoting complex. Gene Ontology annotation, biological process: positive regulation of ubiquitin protein ligase activity; anaphase-promoting complex-dependent catabolic process; positive regulation of anaphase-promoting complex-dependent catabolic process. Gene Ontology annotation, molecular function: ubiquitin ligase activator activity; protein binding; anaphase-promoting complex binding.
GCGUGUGCCGACUCUCUCGAGUAUACUGUUAGUAUACCCAGAUUUGACUCCGGAGGAGAGGCUGUCGCCGUCAAGACCAAAGUGUUUGUCUCGGCGCUCCAUUUUAUUUAUAUCUUACGUAUUAGUAUUUAAGCAAUUCAAGUCACCCGUGUAACGCGAUGUUCAUACAGCUUUGUAAAUAAUUGCUCGAGGAAAAUCCGACUCUUCCGAUAAUCGUUGAUACAUAUAGUUAUACUUAAGGUAAACAGCAUUUAUACUUAAGUUGUUGAGUUGACGAAAAAUAAAAGAACAAGGCGAGGUGAGGUUGCGCGGAAAAACAUAUAACUAUAGUAUACCUACUUACCUUGUACAUAUACCUAUAAUACAUUGCACAGGCUGCAGGGGGUCCCGAAAGAGUUUGCGAGGAAAACAAAACUCGCAGUGCUUGAUAGUGUUGUAUACCUAGUGCGUGGCUUCUACGUAUAAUAUAUGUGCACCCUAGUGUAUAUUAUGUUGUGUUUUAUUUGCAACGAUAAAAUUAUUGUGUCACGAGUGCAUUCAUUAUAUGCGUGCUUGGCGCAGUGAAUGGCGUCGACGAGGACUACUACGACGACGACGACGUGCCUGCACGAUAAACGAAUCAACAGCAGCAGCAGCAGCAGUUGUACCCGGACUGACGAAAGUAUAUAUCCUCGUAACAACCGAGAAAUCGUGUCUGCGCUAAAUCAUGCCUCGGAAAGAGUAAUUCGUAGAGGGAACAGUUUCCAGUAAUCUUCGUUAAAAAUUAGUACAAAGGACAAAAAGCCAAAGUAAAUUAGUAACCAUGGACGUCGAUCAAUGUGAUGAGAAGAAGAUGCUGCAACAGCCAAAAACAAAGCCGCAAACUCCUACGAAAAGUACCAGUAGCAGCCCAUCCCUGCCUACACCUAUAUUUUAUUCGCCUACAAAGAUUUCAAACAGUAGUAGUUUUGACCGCUUCAUACCAACGCGGUUGAAUAAUAAUUGGCAAACUGCAUUCUCUAUGAUCUCCGAGAAUAACAGAAGUAGUUCUGUCACGAAAAAGAUUAGAGAAAAUAAUGGGGAAGGAAGUCGUGAUGGAAUCGCGUACUCUUGUCUACUGAAGAACGAACUACUAGGUGCCAGUAUCGAGGACGUUAAAGGCCAAUGCGAGGAGCGCCGCAUACUGUCUCCUCUGGCAGGCAAAAAUCUCUUCAAGUACACAACCCCAACAAAAGACCGUUCGUUACUGGAUCAGAGUUCGCCGUACUCGUUAUCUCCUCUGAGUGCUAAAAGCCAAAAACUUCUUCGUUCCCCACGCAAAGCCACACGCAAGAUUUCGCGCAUACCAUUUAAGGUGCUGGACGCUCCGGAACUUCAAGACGAUUUUUACCUCAAUCUUGUUGAUUGGUCAUCACAAAACGUCCUGAGCGUCGGCUUGGGUAGCAGCGUGUAUCUCUGGUCAGCCUGCACAAGUCAGGUUACCCGACUGUGCGAUCUGUCGGGUGAUAAUAACAGUGUCACCUCGGUAGCGUGGAACGAACGUGGCAAUCUCGUAGCCGUCGGUACUCAUUCUGGCUAUAUACAAAUCUGGGAUGUUGCCAUGAAUAAGCAGGUGAACAAACUGCAAGGUCACAACGCGCGGGUGGGUGCGCUCGCCUGGAACGGAGAGAUAUUAUCAUCAGGCUCGCGGGACCGGUUGAUUCUCCAGCGAGACGUGCGUACCCCAAGUCUUGUUGGCGAGCGCAAACUCGGUGCCCAUCGCCAGGAGGUUUGUGGCCUGAAAUGGUCACCCGACAAACAGUAUCUGGCUAGUGGUGGUAACGACAAUCGCCUCUACGUCUGGAACUUGCACUCACUUUCACCCAUUCAGACUUACACGGAGCAUCUCGCGGCUGUUAAAGCUAUCGCUUGGUCGCCCCAUCACCAUGGCUUGCUCGCAUCGGGAGGCGGCACUGCCGACAGAUGCAUCAGGUUUUGGAACACGCUGACGGGACAGCCGAUGCAAUGUGUCGAUACAGGCUCACAGGUAUGUAAUCUGGCGUGGAGUAAACACAGCUCCGAAUUAGUAAGUACGCACGGUUAUUCGCAAAACCAGAUUCUCGUGUGGAAGUAUCCAAGUCUGACACAGGUGGCUAAGCUGACUGGCCACUCUUAUCGCGUCUUGUACUUGGCAAUGUCACCAGACGGCGAGGCGAUUGUCACCGGUGCUGGCGACGAGACACUGCGUUUCUGGAACGUAUUUAGUAAGGCACGUAGUCAGAAAGAAAACAAAUCCGUGCUCAAUCUCUUUACCAGUAUACGAUAAGAUAGGCAAUUGUACAUUGAGUAUAAUUUUUUUUUUUUCUAACUAAUAUUCCGCGGGAAUGAAAUGUACAUAUACGAUUCAAAGACAAAAUUAUAAGUUGGACGCUCGUGGAAGCGUUUCUUUUUCAGCUUUGAUCUGACCAAUCAAUUUGGGAAGCUAGUUAUCUGAUUUAUCAAUAUUUCCUGGAGCUAUGUAUUGGAAAGCUAGCUUUAUUUUUUAUUUAUUUAUUUUUUCUUAUGCACUGAUAUACACGAUUUUUUAUAUACAUAUUUUUUUAUACGCGGUGAAUUGAAAGAAAUUUACUACAAUUAUAUUUUUGGCGUGUAGAUUAUUUUCUUGGAAUUUAAAACCAAAGAAAAAACGCAAGUAAAUUCUAAGAAAGUUGUCGAAAAAACGAUUUUUUUUUUUUAACUGUAGUAAAUUUUUAUUCGUAGCCUUUAUACACUCAAAAUUGUUUUGUAGAACAGUUUGAUUUUCUUAAACGUUAUUUACUUCAUUUCGAUAAUCACUUAUCCUUUAUAAAUAUUUAUUUCUAAAGGUGGUACCUUAAACAGUUCUGACUAACUAGUUUCCCAUAUUUUGACCAGAUUGAUACUGAAAUCCUUUGGGACACAUAAAUAUAUAUUCAAUCAUAGAAAAAUAUAUUGAUUAAAUAUAUUGAAAUGAGUAACUACUGAUUAAUA